Aspergillus puulaauensis is the source of this 906-nucleotide messenger RNA. RefSeq lists its product as uncharacterized. The record is from RefSeq and is a predicted model, not a curated record. Lineage: Eukaryota; Fungi; Ascomycota; Eurotiomycetes; Eurotiales; Aspergillaceae. The coding region runs from base 1 to 906 and encodes 301 amino acids. The transcript is spliced from 2 exons.
AUGGCGCGGUAUCGCAGCCUACUGGUGUCGUCCCUCACCACCGCAUCCGCAGUAUGCUACUACCCCAACGGCAACAGCGACGACAACCCGCUCAACGGCCGGUGCGCAUCAAUCGAGGACCAAGCAAGCGCCUGCUGCGCGAUCAACCGGGCGAACCCAUCCGGCGGCUCCGCAGAUGCCUCAGACGAUGGCCAGACGGCAGACCUGUGCAUGAAGAACGGCCUGUGCAAGAACAUCAAGACGGAGCGUGAAAACGGCACAAACAGAAACGUCACGCUCACCUCGUACUGGCGGGGUCUAUGCUCUACGCCCGAGUGGCCGGAGGCGAACUGUGUCGAUGUUUGCAGCUCUGGAUCUACUGCCGGGUCGACGACACAACUGACAUCCUGCGAUGGGACGGACAAUUCGACGGAAUGGUGCUGUGGUGAUAGUGAUGGCUGCUGCGGGACUUCUUCUGCUGUUACCAUUGCCCCUGUGCUCGCUCUGGCCUCUGUAUCCUCAUCCUCAUCCUCAUCCACGUCCUCAUCCACGUCCUCAUCCACGUCCUCAUCCACGUCCUCAUCCACGUCCUCAUCCACGUCCUCAUCCACGUCCUCAUCCACUCCAACUACAGCAACAGCAACAGCAGCAGCAACAGACUCAAGCCUAUCAACAGGCGCCAUGGCCGGAAUCGGAGUCGGCGCUGGAGUCGGCGCCGUAGUAAUAUUCUGCGCGCUGGGAUAUCUCUGGAUACGGCACCGGAAGCCAUCGCCGGCAGACAAGAAUAUAGACAGCUAUAGUGCUGUUUGGCCUCAUGGGCAGGAUCCGCGCAAGGAGAUGGUGCCGGUUGAGGUUGAGGGGUCGAAUAUGGGAGGCAUGCAUGAGUUGAAUGCGGGCGAGUUGAGGCAUGAGUUGGGAGUAAAAUAG